CGCUUGGUGAUGAGCUGCGGCAGGGGGAGGGGGCCGGGGGCCGAGAAGCCGCUGCGGCAGCCGCCAGGAGACGUUGACAUCUGGCGUCCCUGGGGGCCGAGGGAUCCUCUGGCGGGCUGCAACCUGGGCCUUGUGGCCGUCGCGUGUCCCCGUGCUCACCCCCUCUCCUCAGAAGUGUGGUGUCCGCCAUGGAAGCGCAUCCGGCCGCCACCGGAGUCCCCGGGCACCGCGGCCCAGGGCUCCCCGGAGCGAUGAGAGGGUAGCGGCGCGCCGCGGCCCAGCUCCCUCCAGCGCCCAGUCCGCCCGGGUAAAAAGGAGGGUCGGUGGACGGCCGCGCCGCGGUGCCCGCCCCCGCGCCGCGCCGUCCCGCCCCCUGGGGGCGCUGCCGAGGGGCGCCCGCCGCCCAUGCCGCCCCGGCGCCCCGCCGCGCCCGGCGCCCGCCGCUGAAUCCUGCUCGCGCCCGCCCGCCGCCGCCGCCGCCGCGCCCGCCGCCUUGAGGCGACCACCCUCCGCCCAAGAUGUGGCACAACGUUGGGCUGACGCUGCUGGUGUUCGUGGCCACGCUGCUGAUCGUCCUGCUGCUGAUGGUGUGCGGUUGGUAUUUUGUAUGGCAUCUGUUUUUAUCUAAAUUCAAGUUUCUACGGGAACUGGUGGGAGACACAGGAUCCCAGGAGGGAGAUCAUGAGCCUUCAGGGUCUGAAACCGAAGAAGACCCUUCAUCCUCUCCACACAGGAUCAGAUCUGCACGCCAAAGGAGGGCACCUGCUGAUGAAGGCCAUUGACC
Messenger RNA from Sciurus carolinensis (gray squirrel), 784 nucleotides. It is a transcript of the gene Smim13, whose product is annotated as small integral membrane protein 13. The transcript has 2 exons. The coding region runs from base 519 to 782 and encodes 87 amino acids. The record is from RefSeq and is a predicted model, not a curated record. Lineage: Eukaryota; Metazoa; Chordata; Mammalia; Rodentia; Sciuridae.